ACACCUGUUUUGAUAAUCUUGCAAAACCAAAACUUUUGUAUAGUGCCAUAAUAGAAAUUUGAAAAAUUAUUUCGUGAGAUUCGUUCUUCUAUCUACUUAUGAUAAUUAGGACUCCUCGUAUAAUUAAUGCUGGGGACACCGUUAUCAAUGUUCAUUCGGCAACUAUAAUAAUAACUGUGACUGAUAAAAUAGUGAUAAGUGAAGGAAACUAUCUAUUGGCAACGCUUCCGUGAUUUUUUAAAGCUUUUCUUUAUACAUAUAUUUGUAAAUCACAAAUGUCAUCCAAAAAAGAUAGUGAAGAGCGAAAUAAGUAGAUAAGAUAAUUGGGAGGAAGAAGUAAGAUAAUUAUUGGAAGUUACAAAAGCUUCAUACAUUAAUGGUAACACAGUUGGCUUCUUACUUUCAAAGAGUUAGGUGCGCGAAUUAAUUUAAAAAAAAUUACUGUGCAGUGAAAAAAUUUAAAAAUCUUUUAAUAUUUUUUAAAUUUGUUUCUUUCUUGACGCGAAAUUUUGAAAAGUGUUUUAGUGUACUGAUACAACAAUGUCGUGGGCAUUUUGGAAACGCAAUCAAAAUUUGAAAUCUAAAGUGACUAUUGAUGUUACCAGUGAAAUCACUGAGGACGCUUCUGUAAAACUUCCAGUUUCACUAUCAUGUAGUCCCCAAAUACAAGAAACCGAUGGAGGCUUCUUCGAGAAUCUGGGAACUCUUCUGGCAGAAAAGGCACGCGAGCAGCAACAGAUAGAAGGACCCCUGCCAGAUAAUAAAGAUCAGGCGGAAGGUAAACAGGAUGACGCUGAUGACGAUGACGAGGAAGGAAGCAUCGAGGAGCCUACGGAGGCUUUGCUGGAAAGUGACAGCGAUCGGGAUGAGAAUGAACACGCACAUAACCUCGUUGUUGAAUCGGUUGGCUGGAACAUCGAGGAACUCUAUGCUGCUCUAGUUUAUCUUGCCCAACAUCCAGUCGGCCACGAUGUUUCCAACGAGUGCGGGCAGGAAGUUCUGCUCAAUCACCUACAACAGGCCUUUAAAAUUGACAACGAGACACACGAGCAAGUCUUGGAGGAGACACGUAACAUAGAAGCACCGCAAAUGCACCUCAACGUCGAAGUAAUCGAAGCCAAAGAACUAGUCUCCAAAGAUGCCAACGGGAAGAGCGAUCCAUUCUGUGCCCUUUAUUUAGAAUCAGCACCGACCAGAAGAUACAACACUGCCGUCAAGCCUGGGACUCUGUGUCCCAUUUGGGAAGAACAUUUUGAACUGCCACUAGAAGAUACGGAGAACGAUGUACUGUGUUUGGAAGUAUGGGAUUUUGAUGCAGCCGAGACCGUUCGGGAGAAGAUGAGUAAGGUCAAGGAUGUAAAAGGUGGAAGAGGUCUGAUGAAACUCGUAAGAGAAAUUGCCGUGACAGCAACAACUGGAAGUCACGACAACGAGUUCAUAGGGCGCAGUAGGAUUCCGCUGAAGGAUAUUCCGGUGACUGGGCACACGAUGUGGUAUCCCUUGGAAAAGAAAAACAAGUCUAAGCGCCGGGGGGUUGUUAGACUAAGACUGGCCUUUAGUGCUGAACACAAUGCCCAGGUGGCAGCACAGGAACACAGACACCUGCUAAGGAUCUUGCUGCUUUAUGAGCUCGAGACCAGCAAGGUUGAGAAAUAUUGCUGGUGCGGCCGAUGGUCAGGACCGGCUGAGGCCAUUAUACUUCAGCACAGCGCGCAGCGUGGUCUGCUUGCAAGAAAUGUCACCCUUGCACAGUGGGUCGAGUACUCCAGGGUGCAUCAGGAACAUCCCCUUAAUUUUACUGUCUUUAAUAAACUUGCCGUCGAGCUUCUGAGACCACUUGAAAAUGGACUCUUCUCUAACGAUGAAAUUAAGAUCUUCUGGGACGCCACCAAGAAGCUACUUCACUCGUGUCUUAAUAGUAUAAGAAAGAUUAGGAGGCUUGCUGUUGGAGAUAAGAAUGCUAUGGUGCAACUGGCUGCCAUCUUGGGAACUUUGUCUACCAUUAUUACUCUGAAUGUGCCUGAGGACAUAGAUUUGUUUCCGGAAAAAAUGUACGGAUGGCUACCGGAAGCUGACGGUCCUCGAACGGAUAUACUUCAGGCGAUAGAGCAAACCGUUAUCCAAGGUGGAGUGGAAUGGUUUGAUCACAUUCUGAAAAAUAAUACACCGGAAAGUGAUUCCGAUGAAGAUGUACUCAAGUAUCAUAUCAAGAUGAUCCAACUGAUUAGAGCGGAUCUACAAAGAGCAAUCGAGUUCCACGAUAAGCUCUUUAUCAAGAAAAUCAACUUCCCGUAUGCCCGGACAUUGUACAUAAUGUAUGAAAAGAGAAUUUGUGAUAUUUGUAUGAUCAUCAUCGAAGAUAUCUGUGCCAGACUGAAGCGCAUUGAGGUAGAGAAUAAUGACGAUACUGAACUGGCUCUAGGUACAACGCUCUUUGAACUUUACCUGACACUUCAGCGGUAUGCUAUAUUGGGCCAAGUCCUCUGUGCUGAGGGUCUGGAAGACAUGAAAAUACAAAGUUAUUACGACUGGUUCAGAGGAGGCGUCGCUCAUUGGCUAGAUAUCGCAAUAUACAAAGCACUAAAACGAAUCGACAGAGCCGUUGAGUUCGAUACUCUUCAACCAAUUGAUUCAACAGUUCAAUACAGUUCCAGUGCUGUUGACACGUUAACAAUUUUCUAUCAGAUCAAAGUAUUCUGGACCCAGUUGGCAUGGCCCGAUGUGGAAGGAUCUUACACCUUCAUAGCUAAAAUCAUUGAUGACAUAUGCAAGUGUUCCGUGGCCUAUGCUGACAAAAUGGCAACAAAGGCAGAAACAACAACUGAACUGGAACAAAUUGCUGAACAUCAGAGUAGCGUUUAUGAGAGAAAAUUUGAAGUUUCCACUGCUUGGUGUUAUGCCAUUAAUAAUAUUGAUUAUAUACGCACCUCCAUUGCUCCACUUGCUAAUGAUUUGGGUUUACAAAGUAUCAUCGAUGCAUUGAGCGAGAACAAAACGCAGCAAGAAGCCGAUCGAUGUCGCGCGACGCUUCAACUCAUCAUUGAUAACGCGACAGAGACUGUGCGCAACAAGAUUAUUGAAUUGCUCGAAGUUGUUGCUAGCAAAAUGACGCCAGCCAUAAACAGGUACCUCAUGGAAGGUGCAGAACUGAUUGACACUACCAGUAAUGCGAUGGAUAGAUUGUUACAUUAUUUGGAUUCGAAUUUAACCACUUUACACGACAACCUCAACGAGGACAAUUUCGAAAGAGUUUUAUUGGUCAUCUGGGAAAUUUUAUCAGAAACUCUGUACGAAUUAGUCAACGACAACCUUGAGAAAAGAAGACCACCGUCUUUCUACUCAAAUCUUCAUCGUACUCUUCACACGCUAAUUCGAUUCUUCAAUCUCGGUGCCGAUGAGACUGCGAAUGUACAAGUACUGGAGAAGAUUGAGCAUUUGCUGAAACUCCACGGAUUAGAAACUGCUGAACUUAUACAUCGCUACAGUGUGGAGCGUCUUCAGGAACAAAAGAACUUGGAUGAGUCAAUGUAUGGUCAAUUGACAGUACGGGCUCAGUUCGUUGAUAACUCCUUGAACAUUCAAGUUCUCAAUGCCAGAAAUCUUAGGCCUAUGGAUACAAACGGCGAUUUCAUAGGCAAGCUGUCUACUCUCGAGCGUAAACUACACUCGAAGUCUAAAGAAAGACUUAGAGAAGGGAAGACAAGAAAAUGUGAUCCCUACGUUAAGAUCAAAAUAUUACCCGAUGAGAAAUUUGCUCAAGUCAAAAUACCAAAGACUCACGUACAAAAGGAGACGCUAUUUCCUUUGUUCGAUGAGAAAUUUAACAUUCCUCUGACAGCAGAACAAAGAGGAACGGAGGACGCCAUUGUGGUUUUCGAGGUCAAGGACAAGGACUUCCUGCGGACUAGGUUCAUGGCCGAAGCAUUUUUGUCAUUCGCCGAAAUUCCUGAAACGACUGCCGACCAUGAAAUAGAAACUCUCCAACAAAUUCAUUUAAAACUCUCAAGGCCCAUAAACAAAGACUCAGACGUAAUCAGGGCACUGGAACACAGAAAAGGAGACAAUCAAGCUAUGGAUUUCGUUUCCAAACUCAACAACAAAAUUAAUUCCAGAUAGUGCACUUGAACGGCAUGAAAGGAAUAUAUCAGUCUUCUUUUUUUACUUAUAUAACACUUAUUCAAUUGUAUGACACGAGUCUUAUGCUAUUGAAUAUUCAGAAACGGCGUCUAAGAGAA
Cephus cinctus (wheat stem sawfly) is the source of this 4235-nucleotide messenger RNA. RefSeq names its product protein unc-13 homolog 4B (gene stac). Lineage: Eukaryota; Metazoa; Arthropoda; Insecta; Hymenoptera; Cephidae. The record is from RefSeq and is a predicted model, not a curated record. The transcript is spliced from 18 exons. The coding region runs from base 541 to 4116 and encodes 1191 amino acids.